This is a messenger RNA of Cloeon dipterum, 2144 nucleotides long. RefSeq names its product zinc finger protein 141-like. The record is from RefSeq and is a predicted model, not a curated record. The transcript is spliced from 8 exons. Lineage: Eukaryota; Metazoa; Arthropoda; Insecta; Ephemeroptera; Baetidae. Gene Ontology annotation, biological process: regulation of DNA-templated transcription. Bases 99 to 1733 code for a protein of 544 amino acids. Gene Ontology annotation, molecular function: DNA-binding transcription factor activity, RNA polymerase II-specific; RNA polymerase II cis-regulatory region sequence-specific DNA binding.
UUUGUUGAUUUGUGUGAGAAACUCAACCUCCCUACAGACCAUAGAUUGGCCGAGUCUGGGACAAAUUUUGCACAAUUUAGUGCAGAAAGGCGUGAGUCAUGUCAGUGAUAAUUUCGCCAGAGGGCUUCCAAGGGUCGCAGAGGCAGCAGCCUCAGCCGCACGACCUGACCUUUCACCGCAACUUAGAUCAACGUGGCCAAAAUAUGGGUGUUUCAGUGGACGAAAUGACAAGCAACCUCAUCAAUAAUACUUGUUGUCCUAAGUGCGAGUUACCAAUUAACAGCAAGCAGAACAGACUCGUUCAAGACACUUGUGGGCACACAAAAUGUAGGAUUUGUUUGCUGAAAGAAGAAACUGGUUGCCUAGAAUGCCAACAAAGCGAGGAGCAAUUAAGGUACACAGAGUUGAGGCCACCUGUGAUAGAAUCCUACUGUUGCGAUUUGAACCCUGUGGACCAAAGGUAUCUUAAUUUAGAUGCUGGAUUUGACUGCCGAAAAUCGGUUGUUGAGCUUCAUUCCACGGACAAAUUUCUCCCCAUCCAGCAGCAACAACCACUAAAUCUGAUCAGUCCAGACUUCAGGUGUCCAUCACCGACUUUUACUCGAGACAAAAGCCCAGAAGUGAUGUUCGAGAGACUGCCUUGUGAGAAAACAGUUUCACUACCUUUCAAAAAGAGUCUGCGGUUCCCAAAAAUUGACCUUAAUUGCCAGAAGCAAGUUAUGGAGAGAAGACUAGCCAAUGCAGCAAUUCCUGUUCAAGAGGAGCCAAAAUUGUGCCUGGUAGAAGACAAGAAAGAAGUUGAGGAAACAUCACAAGAAAACAUUGUUGAAACAGAGAAGCCAGAAGAGGCCACAACUGAUAUUCCAAAAGAGAGUGAAGUGCAUGUUGAACAAAAUGAAGCUGGCAGUGCUAUAAAAACGAAAAAGAAGAGAGGGAAGAAGGCUGAACCACUGCCAAGUCAUAUUCAAGUGCAGAAAGGGGUUAAGAAAUCAUACACUUGCAAUGUCUGCAAGCGGAGUUUUUCAACCAGAGCUAAUGUUCACUAUCACAUAUCCUGUGGCAGCACAGAAAAACCAUUUGAGUGCACCCAAUGUGGGAAAGGGUUCAUCUCCAUCACCCACUACAAAAUUCACAUCCGAUCUCACUCUGGAAAGAGGCCGUUUGUGUGUGUUUACUGCAAUAAGGAUUUUGCUCAAAAAGGCAAACUGAGGAGGCAUAUGAUGCUCCAUACGGGGGAGAGACCAUACUGUUGUGAAAUUUGUGGAAAAGGAUUUAGAGAUCACAACGCGCUAACCAAGCACAAUGCAGUUCACUCGGAGGAACGGCUGUUUCCGUGCACCAAGUGUGAAAAACGAUUUAAGGACGUCAGCAAUUUGACCAAGCACAUGGUUGUGCACACAAAGGAUAAACCAUACAUGUGCGAACAGUGUGGGAAGAGUUUUGGUUUCAACGCAACCCUGUCGCAUCACAAACUGAUCCACACGAGAAGGAGGGAUCACGCGUGCAAGAUCUGCGACAUGGCAUUUAGACUGAAAAGAGAUUUGGGAAGGCACAUGGCAAUUCAUUCAGAUAGAAAGCCGUACAAGUGUCCGCUAUGUGAUAUUCCGGUGCGGCGCAAGGACAAUUUGGAGCGACACAUCCGCAACACUCACCCGAACGCGGGCAAAGGUUCGGAGGCGCGCGAAAAGCCCAACUCGGUACCGGUGAUCAACGCGACCCCGGCGGCCAAGUGAGGACAAUCGGCCAAAGAGCAACAACAUUUUGACUCGACGCCACACUUGAUAGAAAAAUUUAUUGCUUUUCAUAUGCGACCGAAUUUGUUUUUUGCCACUGCCGCCCAAGGUCAAUGUGCAGAUGGUUCUUCCAUCGGAAGUUUCUUUGCAGCCAGCCCUCUUUGCAAUCUCGCACCGAAUUCGUUGUUUUUUUACAGUCACGCAUGCCGUCUUCUCGCUCCUCAGCCUGUUUUGUUCAUUAUGCUCACGAUGCUGGUUGACGACAUGACGUAAGCGUUGUUAAUCUGAAAAUGUAUCCAGCUUCUGUGUGCUCCUCUCGAUUGGCUCAAAAUCGUCUCUAGACUGUGUGAUUUAACGUUUAAAUUUUGAGUUAAGAGAAUAAAUUGAUGCUUUGGUUUGAAAUAAUCAAAA